Molecule: messenger RNA, 2346 nt
Organism: Tarenaya hassleriana
Lineage: Eukaryota; Viridiplantae; Streptophyta; Magnoliopsida; Brassicales; Cleomaceae
Exons: 8
Coding region: 556-2052 (498 amino acids)
Cellular component (GO): cytoplasm; chloroplast
Source: RefSeq, a predicted model, not a curated record
CUGAACUCUGGAGUGGAGACAGAGAGGACUGGACUGGUCUGAGCAUUUCGGGUUUCCAAGUUUCUGCAGAAUCUCAACAUUUUAAGAAAUUUCUGAUUUUGGAAGAUACCCUCUUAGCGAGAGGCUGAAAUAUUCGUCGGAGUUGAAAACGAAGAGAGGUUUUCUCGGGAAAGUUUCGAGUUUUUUUUUUCUCGGGAAACUAAAGAGCUGGAUAUAGAUUAGAACUGAAGGAUGUAUCUGUAUUUGUUGGCCAUUUUCUCUCCUCUUCUCACCACUCCCCGCUCGUGAUCCCUCGCUCCCCUUUUCGCUUUCUUUCUCUGGAUGAUUUUCCCCGAAAUCCGACCUACAUUUCACAUUUACGAUAUCAGCCUCUGGAUUCAAUCCCUUAAACUUUCCCAUCGAAGCUGUUUCAGAGCCUCUGAUUCGCUUUUGUCGGGUAUCUAUUUCUGCAUUUUGAAGAAACUCCACGCAAAUCAAUAUACAUAGUUCCGUGGUAUUUGGGUCUCGUUUUGAUUUCGUCUCCCAUGAAGCGAUAAUGAUGCUUGUCGGAGAGAAAUGGAGAUUAGAUCAGAGGGUAAUCACGCGAGGAGCGACAAGGCUCCAGCUCCGACAGUGCCCAAGCCUCGCUUGCAAAUUUGGUUCGUGAGGGUCUGCUCCAGCAUUUUGGUAUGGACUUGCCUGGUUCAGCUCUUCGCUAUCGGCGAGCUUUGGCAUUCGAGGAUCUUCACCGGUCUGAGCAAUCAGAUUUCCAGAUUUUCCCGCCCAGUCGGGCCGGUCCGACCGCCGCUUCCUCUUCCAUCUCCGAGAAAUUAUACAAGCAAUGGUUUUCUUCGAGUAUCCUGUAAUGGUGGAUUGAAUCAAAUGCGAGCCGCGAUCUGUGACAUGGUGACAGUUGCUCGGUUGUUGAACUUGACUCUUGUUGUUCCUGAGCUUGAUAAGGCAUCUUUCUGGGCCGAUCCAAGUGAUUUUGAGGAUAUUUUCGAUGUAAGACAUUUCAUUGAUUCAUUGAGAGACGAAGUUCGGAUAAUUAGGAGGAUACCGAAGCGGUAUGGCAGGAAAUACGGUUACCAGCCAUUUGAAAUGUCGCCUGUGAGCUGGUCUGAUGACAAAUAUUACUUGCAACAGGUAUUACCUCUUUUCAACAAGCAUAAAGUUGUGCACUUCAAUAGGACUGAUGCCCGUUUGGCGAACAACGGUCUUCCCCUUGAACUCCAGAAGCUUAGGUGCCGGGUGAACUUCCAGGGACUGAAAUUCACUCCGGGGAUCGAGGCUUUGGGGUCUAAGUUGGUCGAUGUUCUCCAACAAAGGGGUCCAUUCGUGGCUUUGCAUCUGAGAUAUGAGAUGGACAUGUUGGCUUUCUCUGGCUGCACUCGUGGCUGCACUGAAGAAGAGGCUGAAGAACUAAAAAAGAUGAGGUAUACAUAUCCAUGGUGGAGAGAAAAAGAGAUAGUUUCUGAGGAGAGGAGAGCUCAAGGACUGUGUCCUCUAACUCCAGAGGAAGCAGCUUUGGCUCUAACAGCACUGGGUUUCCAAAAGGAUAUGCAAAUAUACAUUGCAGCUGGUGAGAUUUACGGGGCCGAGAAGAGAUUGACAGUUCUAAAGGAAGCAUUUCCAAGAAUUGUGAAAAAGGAAAUGCUUUUAGGGCCAGCGGAGUUGCAACAGUUUCAGAACCAUUCCUCCCAGAUGGCUGCCCUAGAUUUCAUUGUAUCGGUGGCUAGCAACACGUUUCUUCCUACGUACUAUGGAAACAUGGCAAAACUCGUGGAAGGUCAUCGGAGAUACCUCGGGUUUAAGAGGACAAUCCUUCUUGACCGCAAGAGGCUCGUGGAGCUUAUCGAUCUGCAUCAGAACAAGACGAUCUCGUGGGAACAGUUUUCAGUAGCUGUGAGGGAAGCCCACGAUCAGCGAAUGGGAGAGCCGACACGUAGGAGAGUAAUAUCUGACAAACCUAAGGAGGAAGAUUACUUCUAUGCUAAUCCUCAAGAAUGUCUUUGCAAAGGCACGACUUGCAGUGAGAUGCUUGGCGCUAGAAACUACAGUUGGAGGCAGUGAAAUCAAGUUUUCUGCAUAUGCUGAGCGUUUGCUUCCACAAGAGGAGGCCUAGGACGGUAUGCAAUUGCGAAAACACUAGAGAAUGAUAGUUCCUUCUCUGAGUUUUUCUUUCUAUUGUUCAUAUCUUUCUUUCAGUUUUCCUGCAUGUUCCUCAGGUCUACAUAAGUUGAAUAGAUGUAAUGUAACCCAAAAGAAAAGAAGAAGCUGUAUCAUCUUAUAGAAUUUUGAAAAGAAUAACCUAAGAUACAGAUUGCAACAGGUCUCAGUUAUUCCCCCCCUUGGGGCUUGAUUUCA